AUGAGGCAGUCAAAGGAAGUAAAGUACCUAACUCACAUACGCAUAGCCACUUUCCACACUCUGCCCGUAAUUUCGUUAAAGCAGCUUUCAAAAAAUUCACGCGAGCCGUCGAGCCGCUGCCCUACCGAACGGGACCAAAGCGCAUUUUCGCUUUCUCGGGGAUGCCUAGACUGGGCCAGGAUUAGUCUUCAUAAAGGAAAGAAGGCACUUAUCGACCACCAUGCCACUUGCAGCUAG
Messenger RNA from Morchella importuna, 237 nucleotides. RefSeq lists its product as uncharacterized. The coding region runs from base 1 to 237 and encodes 78 amino acids. NCBI's taxonomy places the organism in Eukaryota, Fungi, Ascomycota, Pezizomycetes, Pezizales, Morchellaceae. The transcript has 7 exons. The record is from RefSeq and is a predicted model, not a curated record.